CCUCUGCGCCUGCGCCGUAAGGCCCGGUGGUGGCAAGCCCAGAGCUGAGAACCCAGCCGCCUGCGCCCGGGCGUGCGCUGUGAUGGCGGCUGCUGGGGUCCGCGGAGGCGGCGGCGGUGGCGGCGGAGGCGGUGGCGGCGGCUCGGGGUCCAGCUCUGGCUCCAGCACCUCCCGAGGCUUUUAUUUCAACACAGUGCUUUCACUGGCCCGCUCCCUGGCUGUGCAGAGACCUGCAUCCUUGGAAAAGGUUCAAAAGCUGCUUUGCAUGUGCCCAGUAGAUUUCCAUGGAAUCUUCCAACUCGAUGAAAGACGGAGAGAUGCAGUGAUUGCAUUGGGCAUUUUUCUCAUUGAGUCUGAUCUUCAGCACAAAGAUUGUGUUGUUCCUUAUCUUCUUCGACUUCUCAAGGGUCUUCCAAAAGUAUAUUGGGUAGAAGAGAGCACAGCUCGGAAAGGCAGAGGUAACCUCCCAGUGGCAGAGAGCUUCAGCUUCUGCCUGGUGACCUUGCUGUCUGAUGUGGCUUGCAGGGACCCCUCACUUAGGGAUGAGAUUUUAGAGGCAAUUUUGCAGGUUUUACAUGUCCUUUUGGGAAUGUGCCAGGCCUUGGAGAUUCAAGAAAAAGAAUACCUUUGCAAGUACGCAAUCCCAUGCCUGAUAGGAAUCUCGAGGUCUUUUGGACGGUACAGCAGCUCGGAAGAGUCUCUCCUCUCAAAGCUUUUCCCCAGAGCUUCUCCUCACUCCCUGAGAAUCCCAGAAGAGCUAGAAGGGGUCCGGAGGCGUUCCUUUAAUGACUUCCGCUCCAUCCUGCCCAGCAACCUGCUGACUGUCUGUCAGGAGGGCACACUGAAGAGGAAAACCAGCAGUGUGUCCAGCAUCUCUCAGGUUAGCCCAGAACGUGGCAUACCCCCUCCCAGCUCCCCUGGAGGAUCUGCGUUUCACUAUUUUGAAGCUUCUUGCCUGCCUGAUGGGACUGCCUUGGAGCCUGAAUACUACUUCUCUACCAUCAGCUCCAGUUUUUCUAUCUCUCCCCUGUUCAAUGGUAUUACCUAUAAGGAGUUCUGUAUUCCACUGGAAAUGCUUCGGGAACUCUUAAACUUGGUGAAGAAGAUCGUUGAGGAGCCUGUUCUCAAAUCCUUAGAUGCAAUUGUAGCCAGCGUGAUGGAGGCCAAUCCCAGUGCUGAUCUGUACUAUACAACCUUCAGUGAUCCCCUCUACCUGACCAUGUUCAAGAUGCUUCGAGAUACUCUGUACUACAUGAAAGAUCUACCCACCUCCUUUGUGAAAGAGAUCCAUGAUUUUGUGUUGGAGCAGUUCAACAUGAGCCAAGGGGAGCUCCAAAAGAUUCUACAUGACGCAGACAGGAUCCACAGUGAGAUGAGCCCACUCAAACUGCGCUGCCAAGCAAACGCUGCCUGCGUGGACCUCAUGGUGUGGGCUGUGAAGGAUGAGCAGGGUGCAGAAAAUCUUUGCAUCAAGCUGUCUGAAAAGCUGCAGUCCAAGACGUCCAGCAAGGUCAUCAUUGCCCAUUUGCCCUUGCUGAUCUGCUGCCUACAGGGUCUGGGCCGCCUGUGUGAAAGGUUCCCGGUGGUGGUCCACUCAGUCACGCCAUCUUUGAGAGACUUUCUGGUAAUUCCAUCCCCAGUGCUGGUGAAGCUCUAUAAGUACCACAGUCAGUACCACACAGUUGCUGGCAGUGAUAUAAAAAUAAGUGUCACCAAUGAGCAUUCCGAGUCAACUCUGAAUGUCUUGCCGGGCAAGAAGAACCAACCAUCCAUGUAUGAGCAGCUCCGGGACAUCGCCAUUGACAACAUCUGCAGGUGCCUGAAGGCCGGCCUCACCGUGGACCCUGUGAUCGUGGAGGCCUUCCUGGCCAGCCUCUCCAACAGGCUCUACAUUUCCCAGGAGAGCGACAAGGAUGCUCACUUGAUUCCUGACCAUACCAUCCGUGCUUUGGGACACAUUGCAGUGGCUCUGAGGGACACCCCAAAGGUCAUGGAGCCAAUUCUGCAGAUCCUGCAGCAGAAAUUUUGCCAGCCUCCCUCGCCCCUUGAUGUGCUCAUCAUCGACCAGCUGGGCUGCCUGGUUAUCACUGGAAAUCAAUACAUUUAUCAGGAAGUGUGGAAUCUCUUCCAGCAAAUCAGUGUGAAGGCCAGUUCAGUUGUGUAUUCGGCCACCAAAGACUAUAAAGACCAUGGCUACAGGCACUGCUCCCUAGCAGUCAUCAAUGCCCUGGCCAACAUCGCAGCCAACAUUCAGGAGGAGCAUCUUGUGGACGAGCUGUUGAUGAACCUGCUGGAACUGUUUGUGCAGCUGGGGCUGGAGGGGAAAAGAGCCAGCGAGAGGGCCAGUGAGAAGGGGCCUGCCCUGAAGGCGUCCAGCAGUGCAGGGAAUUUGGGAGUGCUCAUUCCUGUGAUAGCUGUGCUCACCCGAAGAUUGCCACCCAUCAAAGAAGCUAAACCUAGGCUACAAAAGCUUUUCCGGGAUUUCUGGCUCUACUCUGUGCUAAUGGGAUUCGCUGUGGAAGGCUCAGGACUCUGGCCAGAAGAGUGGUAUGAGGGAGUCUGUGAAAUAGCUACCAAGUCACCUCUGCUUACCUUUCCCAGCAAAGAGCCUCUGCGAUCAGUCCUCCAGUACAAUUCAGCUAUGAAAAAUGAUACGGUUACCCCUGCUGAACUGAGUGAGCUCCGAAGUACCAUCAUCAACUUGCUAGAUCCUCCUCCUGAGGUGUCUGCCCUCAUCAACAAGCUGGACUUUGCCAUGUCUACCUAUCUCUUGUCUGUGUAUCGGCUGGAGUACAUGAGGGUACUGCGUUCUACAGAUCCAGAUCGCUUCCAGGUAAUGUUCUGCUACUUUGAGGAUAAAGCUAUUCAGAAAGACAAAUCUGGGAUGAUGCAGUGUGUCAUUGCUGUUGCUGACAAAGUGUUUGAUGCUUUCCUGAACAUGAUGGCAGAAAAAGCUAAGACCAAGGAGAAUGAAGAGGAGCUGGAGCGGCAUGCCCAGUUUCUGCUGGUAAACUUCAACCAUAUCCAUAAGAGGAUAAGGAGAGUAGCUGACAAAUACCUCUCUGGUCUGGUGGAUAAGUUUCCACACUUGCUCUGGAGCGGGACUGUGCUGAAGACCAUGUUGGACAUCCUGCAGACCCUGUCACUGUCACUAAGUGCUGAUAUUCACAAGGACCAACCUUACUAUGACAUUCCUGAUGCCCCCUAUCGGAUCACGGUUCCUGACACAUAUGAAGCCCGGGAGAGCAUCGUGAAAGACUUUGCUGCGCGCUGUGGAAUGAUCCUGCAGGAAGCCAUGAAGUGGGCACCCACAGUCACUAAGUCCCACCUACAGGAAUAUCUGAACAAGCAUCAGAACUGGGUGUCAGGACUGUCCCAGCACACAGGAUUGGCCAUGGCCACUGAAAGCAUCCUUCAUUUUGCCGGCUACAACAAGCAGAACACAACGCUUGGGGCAACUCAGCUAACUGAGCGCCCGGCCUGUGUGAAGAAAGACUACUCCAACUUCAUGGCAUCCUUGAAUUUGCGCAACCGCUAUGCCGGCGAGGUACAUGGAAUGAUUCGCUUCUCAGGUGCCACAGGCCAGAUGUCUGACCUGAACAAAAUGAUGGUCCAGGAUCUGAUCACAGCUUUGGACCACAGUCAUCCUCAGCACUAUACACAAGCCAUGUUCAAAUUAACAGCAAUGCUCAUUAGCAGCAAAGAUUGUGACCCACAGCUCCUCCAUCAUCUGUGUUGGGGUCCCCUGCGGAUGUUCAAUGAGCAUGGCAUGGAGACUGCACUAGCCUGCUGGGAGUGGCUGCUGGCUGGCAAGAACGGAGUGGAAGUGCCGUUUAUGCGGGAGAUGGCAGGAGCCUGGCACAUGACAGUUGAGCAGAAGUUCGGCCUCUUUUCUGUGGAAACAAAGGAAGCAGACCCCCUGGCAGCAUCAGAAGCAAGUCAGCCAAGACCGUGUCCCCCUGAAGUGACACCUCACUACAUCUGGAUCGAUUUCCUGGUCCAGCGGUUUGAGAUCGCCAAGUACUGUAGCUCUGACCAGGUGGAGAUCUUCUCAAGCCUGCUGCAGCGCUCCAUGUCCCUCAAUAUUGGUGGAGCCAGGGGGAGCAUGAACAGGCAUGUGGCGGCCAUUGGACCACGUUUCAAACUGCUGACCUUGGGGCUGUCCCUCCUGCAUGCUGAUGUGGUUCCAAAUGCAACCAUUCGAAACGUGCUUCGAGAGAAGAUAUACUCAACAGCCUUUGACUAUUUCAGCUGUCCACCUCUGUUUCCAUCUCUCCAGCAUCAGGAACUUGCCAAGCUCUCUUCCUUGUGAUGCCAUGUCUUGAGCCACCUCAUCCCAGAGCCUUCAUUGUGUUUACCCACAGAUAACCAGGAUACCCGAAGCAACUUGGAUAUAACUGUGGGCUCUCGACAACAGGCUACACAGGGCUGGAUCAACACUUACCCCCUCUCCAGUGGCAUGUCAACCAUCUCCAAAAAGUCAGGUAUGUCUAAGAAAACCAACCGGGGCUCCCAGCUGCACAAGUACUACAUGAAACGCAGGACACUGCUGCUGUCACUAUUGGCCACUGAAAUCGAGCGCCUCAUCACUUGGUACAACCCACUAUCAGCCCCAGAGCUAGAGCUGGACCAGGCAGGAGAGAACAGUGUUGCCAACUGGAGGUCCAAGUACAUCAGCUUGAGUGAGAAGCAGUGGAAGGACAACGUGAACCUUGCCUGGAGCAUCUCUCCAUACCUCGCUGUGCAGCUGCCAGCCAGGUUCAAGAAUACAGAAGCCAUUGGGAAUGAAGUGACACGUCUGGUUCGCUUGGACCCAGGAGCUGUUAGUGAUGUCCCUGAAGCCAUCAAGUUCCUUGUCACCUGGCACACCAUCGAUGCUGAUGCUCCAGAGCUCAGCCAUGUUCUAUGCUGGGCACCCACGGACCCACCCACAGGCCUCUCCUACUUCUCCAGCAUGUACCCACCACACCCUCUCACUGCACAGUACGGGGUCAAAGUCCUGCGGUCCUUCCCUCCGGAUGCCAUUCUGUUCUACAUCCCCCAGAUUGUGCAGGCCCUCAGAUAUGACAAGAUGGGCUAUGUACGUGAAUACAUCCUCUGGGCUGCAGCCAAAUCCCAGCUUCUGGCACACCAGUUUAUUUGGAACAUGAAAACUAACAUCUACCUUGAUGAAGAAGGGCACCAGAAAGACCCUGACAUUGGUGACCUUCUGGAGCAGUUAGUAGAAGAGAUCACAGGGUCUCUAUCAGGCCCAGCCAAAGAUUUCUAUCAACGGGAAUUUGAUUUCUUUAACAAGAUCACAAACGUGUCAGCCAUCAUCAAGCCCUACCCUAAAGGCGAUGAAAGGAAGAAGGCUUGUCUGUCAGCUCUGUCUGAAGUGAAGGUGCAGCCCGGCUGCUACCUGCCCAGCAACCCUGAAGCCAUCGUGCUAGACAUUGACUACAAGUCAGGGACACCAAUGCAGAGUGCCGCAAAAGCGCCAUAUCUGGCCAAGUUUAAGGUGAAGCGAUGCGGAGUGAGCGAACUUGAAAAAGAAGGUCUGCAGUGCCGCUCAGACGCAGAGGAUGAGUGCUUCAGCCAAGACGCUGAUGGCAAGAAGAUCUGCUGGCAAGCAGCCAUCUUCAAAGUGGGGGAUGACUGCCGACAGGACAUGUUAGCCCUGCAGAUCAUCGACCUCUUCAAGAACAUCUUCCAGCUGGUUGGCCUGGACCUCUUCGUUUUUCCCUAUCGGGUAGUGGCUACUGCCCCUGGGUGCGGAGUGAUUGAGUGCAUCCCGGACUGCACCUCCCGGGACCAGCUGGGCCGCCAGACCGACUUUGGCAUGUACGACUACUUUACACGCCAGUAUGGGGAUGAAUCUACCUUGGCCUUCCAGCAGGCACGCUACAACUUUAUUCGAAGCAUGGCCGCCUACAGCCUCCUGCUGUUCCUGCUGCAGAUCAAGGACAGGCACAAUGGCAACAUCAUGCUGGACAAGAAGGGGCACAUCAUCCACAUCGACUUUGGCUUCAUGUUUGAAAGCUCACCGGGUGGCAACCUUGGCUGGGAACCAGACAUCAAGCUGACAGACGAGAUGGUGAUGAUUAUGGGGGGCAAAAUGGAAGCCACACCCUUCAAGUGGUUCAUGGAGAUGUGUGUCCGAGGUUAUCUGGCUGUGCGCCCCUAUAUGGAUGCAGUCGUCUCCCUGGUGACACUCAUGUUGGACACAGGCCUGCCCUGUUUCCGAGGCCAGACAAUCAAACUUUUGAAACACAGGUUCAGCCCAAACAUGACAGAGCGGGAGGCUGCGAAUUUUAUCAUGAAGGUCAUCCAGAACUGUUUCCUCAGCAAUAGGAGCCGGACCUAUGACAUGAUCCAGUACUACCAGAACGAUAUCCCCUACUAAGAAGCCGAGCACCUGAAGCCUUGAGUGUCACAGAGCAACUUGUACUGCCACCCUAGGCCUGGCUGUGGGGGCAACGGGCACAUGGACAGGUGUGAGUCUCUUUCACACUGGACACAUUCCCUGUUUGUUCACCUGUCUUACUACAUUGGUACAUGAAGUAUUUUCUUGUGUAAACAUGAAAAAAAUAAAAAUCCCAAAAUGUG
Molecule: messenger RNA, 6588 nt
Organism: Mus pahari (shrew mouse)
Lineage: Eukaryota; Metazoa; Chordata; Mammalia; Rodentia; Muridae
Gene: Pi4ka
Product: phosphatidylinositol 4-kinase alpha
Exons: 56
Biological process (GO): phosphatidylinositol phosphate biosynthetic process; phosphatidylinositol-mediated signaling
Cellular component (GO): plasma membrane; cytoplasm
Molecular function (GO): 1-phosphatidylinositol 4-kinase activity
Source: RefSeq, a predicted model, not a curated record